This is a messenger RNA of Solanum dulcamara, 444 nucleotides long. RefSeq lists its product as uncharacterized. The transcript is spliced from 2 exons. NCBI's taxonomy places the organism in Eukaryota, Viridiplantae, Streptophyta, Magnoliopsida, Solanales, Solanaceae. Bases 1 to 444 code for a protein of 147 amino acids. The record is from RefSeq and is a predicted model, not a curated record.
AUGGUCCUGAUAGCUAAUAAUGUGGAGCUUGAUCUUAAGAUCAAAAAGUUGAACAAAAGUAGUGAAAAUUGUAAAAAUGAAGUUAGAAGUGUACAUGCUAAGCUUGAAGAUAAACCAAAGGAGGUUAAGGUAAAACUGUUUGAUAUGGAAGCACAGAUAAUGGUCUUAGUGGCUGAUAAUGUUGAGCUUGAAGUGAAGUUAAACGAGGCUGAAAAGAAACUAUCUAAUCUUAAGGAGCAGAUUAUGGUUUUAAUGGCUGACAGUGCAAAACUUAAUCAUGAGCUUCAUAAAUUCAACAAAAGGUUCUCUAAAGGGAAGGGUGAAGCUAGUAAUUUGCAGUUGGAACUUGAAGAUAAGUUGGCCGAAGCUGAUGUGAAGCUGUCUAUGGCUCUUGAAAGAAAUGCUCAACUUGAAAAAGAUCUUGUUCAGGCAAAAAAGAGUUGA